AUGGUGUCUCGUAAUGGUGAUUUAUUAAGUUUUGUUCUUGGUCUUACAUCGGGUAUAAUUGCUUUAAUCAGUUUAAUAUUAACUUGUAGUGGUGUUGGUCUUCCAUCAUGGUACAUUGGUACAAAUGCUAAUAAUACAAAUGUUAUAGUUGAAGCGAAUUUAUUUUAUGCUUGUUUCGCUUCAAAUGUUAGUCAAGGAACGAGGUCAACAAAAUUGAGUUGUACUUCUUAUAAUUCGUAUAUAUGUUCAACAACAUCUUAUAUAAAUCGAGUAUUAAAUGUAACAGCAUAUUUAUCUGGAUGUACAAAUCCGACAAAUGGAUCAUCAACAUAUUUAACUCAUGUUGGACCAAUUUAUCAAAUAUUAAUUGAUGAUUAUUAUCGUUUACGUAAUGCUGCUAGUUUUUCAAUAAUUACAAUACUUUCUAUAUUUUUUUCAACAAUAUUUACAUUUCUAACUUCAAUUAUUCUAUUGAAUAUAUAUUUCGUUUAUCUUGCACCAAUACUUGCUUGUAUAGGUGUUAGUUUUGGUAUAUGUUGUUUGGUAUUUGCUGGUUCUGUUCUCAAUUAUACAGGUGCUGGUUUUGCUUUAUUUGUUGUUGGAGUUUUACUUGAAGUUCUCGUCAUAACAUUAUCAUCAAUUGUAGCUGGAAGAUUAAAUCAAAUAGACAAAGUUGAUGAAAAUAAAGAUAAUGAACAAAUGUCUAGACAUCGUAGUACUUCACCUAUUUAUGUUCGAAGAGCACAUAAACGAAGAAUUUAA
Molecule: messenger RNA, 762 nt
Organism: Rotaria sp. Silwood1
Lineage: Eukaryota; Metazoa; Rotifera; Eurotatoria; Philodinida; Philodinidae
Source: the annotation of a GenBank genome assembly